This is a messenger RNA of Linum trigynum, 4955 nucleotides long. The record is from the annotation of a GenBank genome assembly. Lineage: Eukaryota; Viridiplantae; Streptophyta; Magnoliopsida; Malpighiales; Linaceae.
CCUUCACUUGUCCAUUGAGUUAGGUCUCCGACCUCCCUCCGCUAUCCACCAUCGUCAUCGCUUUCGGAUUAAUUGGGUUUUUGUCUCCUUAUCUUUCUCAUCAUCGAUCCCUUCUCCAUCUCCAUAUCCCUUCUGCAUCCAGUCAUCUUCGUUCAUUAAGCUUUGUUUCUUCUCUCUUUUUUUGUGCUUUGUCGAAACCCUUAACUCUUCUAUUGAUUGACAGAUAAGCUUUGCACGAAAAGAGAACUCAUCGUUACUGCAGUUAGAUACCAGAUCCUACAUCUACCACCAUGCAACCUCAGGGCUAAGGCUAUACUACCGUUCAAGCUCCAAGUCUGAUAUAGAUUCGCCUUGCAAUCCUAGUCCUCCCCUGCUCUUACAAAAUGGUAUUUUGUUCUUGAUAUUUUCAUUGAUUUGCUUAUGCUUUUUUUGCAGUUGGUAUCGUUCCUUGCGGUAUGCAAUCCCUUCAAAUGAUACUGUAUGUUUGUUUUAUAGUAUAUAGUUUAUAGUAUGUACUUAAUUCUGUUGUCCUACUUGAAUGAUCUUGGCUUUCAACUGAGUUGUUUCUUUUGUUGUUUGAGAGUGCUGCAAGUGCUGAGUUACUUUUACCGGCCAAUUGGGUUUCCUAGCAUUUUGGAGUGGAUUCUUGUUCUUGUUCAUACUGUUGCUAUGGAGUAUUGCAGGGUGUUAUUAAUGAUUUUACAACAUUCCCCUUCCAUUUAUUUAGCUCUAUGGAGGGGUUCUAAACUCGUGUUUAGUUUCCAAAUGAUUUGUUGUGAUGAGGAUGGUGGCUUCAAAGAUACAGGGUAUUGGAUGAUGCUAACUGGUGGCUUGCCAGUUAUUGGUGAAAAUGGUUCAUUUUCAUCACUCGUUUUUGCUUGCUGCAGUAAGAGAAGUGAAAGAAGGGCUAGUUACAAAAAUCUUGCUUUUGUACUGAUCUAUCAUCUCAUGGUUUCUCAUCUUAUGAUUGAAAUGAAUUGUGUAUCUCGUGUUCUCCAAACAUCUUAGAAGUGAACAUGUUUCUGCCUCAUUCUUUACAAGAUAAAAAGUGGGUACGCUUUAUCACCCCUCAAAUUUUUACUACUAUUUCACUAUUUGUCAUUUUGCGGAGAGGGGAGUUUGUGUUCUCCGUGGGUUGGGUGGUCGCGGCGGCCGGAAUUGCUUCGAUUGGGUCGGAUCAGAAGCAAAUUUUGCCGCCGCCUGGUUAGAUCAGCACACACGCUUUCUGUACACAUGUUCCAGUUGGCCCCUACCGCAAACCCUGCAGCGAAGCGCGUUCUUUUUGUCUCCGCGUCGCUUCACCCUGCUUUCCCGGAAUCGCCGGUCUGCCACUUAUAACCCAUACCACCUUACCUCGCUGGCGCAGCCUACAACCCGUCCGUGUAUAGCUACUUGACUCCACUGUACACUGGGACAAGCCAACCUUUCGACCUCAUUCUCGCCUGUCGCCUCCUAUUGGAAUUGGAAUUCUCUCUCUUUGUUCCAUGAUUCCCUCCCAAGUUCUUCCAACAGCUCUCUUUUGCUUUCCUCUCUUCUCCUUCCAUAAUCCCUUUCUUCUCUCUGCAACCCAAAUCCUAAAGUUUUCUCUUGCUGUUGGCCGCCAUGGAACUCAAACGCGGAGGAAUAAGGGAUCGAUAUGGAACAGGAGCAGCGCGGUGAGAAUGAAUGUGACAAGAAGGAAGGAGAUCCGCCAUCGCAAAGUACUUCUCGCGCCCUAGAGGUGUUGCCUCUCCUCAGUCCCAUCUCUCUUUGUUCUGUUUUGUUGGUGGAAGAGAAGCCGCAGGAAUAGCUGAAAAAGAAACGCUCAAUGAACUCUCGACUUAUUUUUUCGGGACUUUCACCUCUCGACUUAUUUUUUCAGGAAUAGCUGAAAUUGUAACGUUUCUCGGGAUAUGUUUUUUGGUUCACAGGCUGCAAGCUUUGGCAUCUCAUAUAAUCAAUCAAUCCCUUUGUGCGUGUUUCUGUUCCAGUUGUGGUUUCUGAGUUACUGCACCGCUUUCCAUGGAGUUAUUGGUUCAUGGUGGAGGAGUAGGGCAGUUGGCCCUUCAACAAAGACCAGCAAGAAAUCGGUUCCAAUAGUUCCCAGCAGUUCUCCUUUGAGCUCAUGCUCAACGUCUCAGCCUCAGCCUCAGCCUCACAGAUGCCUUAGUACUCUAAUGAUUCUAUGGAUCAUGGGGUGAACUGUGAGGGGUGGUGUUCUGGUUCUGCUUUAAAAGGGUCGAUGGAUUGACUUUUAAAAAUAUUUGUUACUUCAGCUUAUGGUGUUUGGUGCGAGCUGAAGUGAAUUUUUAAGAUCCAGGUGAACUGGAAUGUGAGUCAUGUGUUCUAUCCUUCCUUGGGAUACCAUUUCUUUCUGCAUCUUCUCCAAUGGCGUCUAAGCUGUAACAUACUGCCAUGUUGAUCUCACGUGCUACACCUGCGAAUCGACAAGGUUGUGGCUCCAGGAGCCCCGACUGCCCUUCCCUUCGGGCCCUAACCUUAGUCACUCUAGGUUUCAUUUUAUGUUGCUGCCCUGCUGCUAAGGCUGCGGAUUGGAUUUAUAAACUGGAUAUUGAUUGCUUUUAUUGUUUUUUUUUUUUUUGCUUAUCUCAGUCACCAGUCUCGAGCCCACAAUGGAGGAAUUCCUCAGGUGGUGGAAAGAUAGGCGGAUCCCUAUUCCUCGGGCGAGGGUGCUUGCUGUCUCUAUUGAUGAUCGUGCAAACGACCCAGUAUGUUCUGAAUAAACUUCUUCCUUGGCCUUUCAAGUCCAUAUUUUUAGUGGCUUCAAUUCUUUUGUUUGGGGACUUUGUGCUUCAUUGUUGCGAUUAUCAUCUCUUAUACCUUUGCAUGUUUGAUUUCCCAUUCUCUACAGAUAUUUGGCCGUUGCAAGAUAGCACGGUGAGUUACUGCUGACUCAAUUUGAGGAUUGCAGUUUUUUUAAAUACUUCCUUGGUUCUGUACUUACCCUGGCCUUCAUAUGCAACAGAUUGAAAUUUCAAUCCUCUUAAUGGAUGCUUUUUUGUGUCAAUGGCCAAUUUUGGUGAUGGUGCUGCUCACCCUGAAGAUGAUGACAUUGCUGGUUUGCAUAUAUUCCAGAAGAGCAGAUCGGUGGGGUAUGUCAUCUUGGUGAUAAAUGGUGUCAUUUCUGAGUCAUGUGUACAGUCAUGAGCAACUAUCUUAGUAAUCUGCUCACUCUUGGUUUAAUAAUUUGUUUAUAUCAAUCAUGGUCUUUGCUUACAUGUACAACCAAAGGCAAUGCAAGUUUGACAUCAGUCGACAUUGCACCUGCAGAGAACGCCAACAAUGGUUUCUCUAAUUCGUGGAAAGUUUAUGUUUCUGCUUCGGUGCAAGCUUAAGUGAAUUUUUAAGAUGCAGGUGAACUAGAAGCCAUUGGUGCAAGGAAGGGGUUGUUCUUAGAAGCUAUCUACCAAGCCCUUCAGGAUCUGUUUUGAUUCACAUUGUGACUGAGAAUUGAGAAAGGGAAAGGGUAUCCUCCUGCUGAGGCUGCUGCUUAUAAAAUGCAUGGUGAGUACAGUUGUCUGAUAUGUGACUCAAUUUGGUAUAACACAUUUUCAGAUAUAUCUUUCAAGUAUAUGGUGAAUUGUCAUGCUAUUUUCAUAGUAAUCUUCAUAUUUCUAUGCUUGGAAGACCUUAUUAGAAGACCGUCAAAUAUCUCUCUUCUGAACUGUCCUUCUUUCAGGAGUGGUGAAGUUUGCUGUCAAAAAGGGGCAGCUUUUUAAGCUGCAAUCAUCUAUCCUUCCAUACACACGAUACUUUGCUGAAUCAUUAGUCAAAGAAGCUGAGGCGGACAACAAUAUAGUAGCUAUUCAUGCUGAAUGGGUGGUGGGACUGUUCUCAACUAUUUCUAAAAGAAGUUCCCUAUCGAUACUUUGAAGUGGGGAUCACCGAGCAACAUGUUGUCACCUUUGCAGAUGGGUUACCUGCUGAAGGUCUCGAUCCAUUAUGUGCCAUCUACUCAUCUUUCCUCCAAAGAGGAUAUGAUCAGGUAAAAAUCUAUAUAAAAAACUAGGAUUUCGCCACUUACAGACAACUACUCAUGCUUUAACAAACUGGUCCAUUUUGAAAAAUGCAGGUUGUACAUGAUGUGGAUCUUCAGAAGCUACCGAUCUGGUUCACUAUUGAUCUGCUUCAGGUUUCCACGGGGGAACAGAAUUGCCGCAGUUAUCCCAUUCAACAACUAGGGAACUCCACUCGAGGUUGGCAAAGGAAGGGUGGUGAUGGAAAGAACUUGAAUUGCUAUACUGGGUUAUGGAGCUAUAGUGCAACAGUGCCUAUGAGAUUCUGAUUAUUAUGGAAAAAGGUUCGAUUAGUUGGUUUGGGUCUCAUGCUUCUCAUUUCCUGAGCUUGAGUGGAAUUCUAGAUGGACCCCUUAAGGUGAUUAGCUAACAUUUUCACUGAUCCUAUUUAAUUCUUUGAUUUUCUUUUUGUUCUGUUAUUUCACUAUGGGUUUGUAUGAAUGUAGUUGAGACCAAUGGUGCUUCCAGAUAGGUACAUCUGUCUCUCUUGGGAAAGCCUAAAGCAGCUCUGCAUUUCUAAGUGAAAUGCAAAAAUGGUAUGAUGGAAUCAAUGGCUGCAUCAUUACUUCAUUUACGUUGCUCCAAAAAUUCAGCUGACAGGACUAAAUGAAGUGGCAGCUGAAGCGGGUAAUUAGUAGAACAAGAAGUAAACGACAGGAUGCAAUCAUUGAGCAAGUAGAUGGUGGCUUGAACUAAGUUGUGUGGAACAUAAGCUUCAUCAUGUGUCCCAGAUAUCACAAUCCUCAUACUUCUCCCAGGAUGAUGAUCACGUACUCCAAUUUUAGCUCCUGAAAUUUGAUUCUCCCGAAAAGAAAUUCAGCAACCCCAAGUAGAUAGGCAUUUUGUUCAUCAAUGAUAUAAACUUAAGUUUCUACUCUACAUAAUAUAUUUAUUAUUAUGAUAAUUAUUUGCUGUAGGUCCGCCAACCAAACUAACAAU